CCGGCGGUCGAAUUCUCGCGCGGUUCCUUCUAAUGAAUUGAAUGGGACCCCCCGAGACUUGGAGCUCAGCCGCCUCGCCCACCUCGCUGCAGCACUUGCGGCUCGCGUCCUUCUCGCGGCAGGCGGCUUCCGCCUUCAGCCCGGUGAAUUCUCCAGAGCAUGGACUAGAGCUGGAGCCGCGUCGGCGUCCUGCAAAUGGCCCGGCCGGAUGCGGCAGGAUUGGUGCUGCUGCUCAGUGCCGUUCCUGACGGAGGGCGAGGACUGGGAGGCUCAGUGCAGCAGCGGCGGCAGCAGAAGCCGCUAGAAGAGCUCCGCCGGCGGCGGCCGCGGCGACGGCAGCAGCAAAAGGAGGUGGAGGGGGAGCAGGACGCCCGGCCUGCGGCAUCUCCCAACCUGGGCCGGCGGCUUCGGCAGCACGAGGAGGACGAGGGCCAGGGGCGAGAGGCUCUUGGGCUGCGGCUGUCUCGGCAUGAGGAGCGCUCUGACGGCGCCCGGCUUUUCUAUGUUGCUGAUCAGCGUGUCGCUCGCCUGCUACUCUCCUAGUCUGCGCUCGGUGCAGGACCAGGCGUACUCGGCAGCCGUGGUGCUGGAGGGCAAGGUGCAGGCGCUGGCGCCGGCCUCUUCUCCUACGCCGGCGACCGGCAACGGGAGCAGGGACGAGGCGCCGACGUCCGGUAUUUUGGUGAAGGUCCUGGACUUGUGGCCCCUCAACAGCGGUGGGCUCCAGCGGGAGCAGCUCAUCCGCGUGGGCUCCAUGCCGGCGCCCUGCUUCAAAGUCAAGCGCAACCACCGCUACAUCUUCUUCCUGGAGCCCACCGAGCAGCCGCUGGUCUUCAAGACCUCCUUCGCCCCGCUGGACACCAGCGGCAGGAACCUCAAGAAGGACGUGGGCCGGAUCCUGUGCGCCGACUGCGGUGGUGGGCGUAAAAUUUGUGAACACUACUCAACCAACUUACAGGGCCGUGGUUUUCUGGAUCACCCCAUCGCCUUUUUUGAAUAUAGCCAUGAUAAUGGCAAUGCACUAAUCCUGGGGAAUGCGACCCGUGUGCCAAAUGCUACCGUUCAGAUCAGCACAGGCUGUGGAAUCAACAGCAUGGCUGCCAACAGCAGCAGAGCUGUCCCUCCCAAACUCAAGAAACUAAAGAGCCUAAAUGUAGAAGUUGGAGCAAAGGUUUCUUUGAAAUGUGAGGCAAGUGCUGGAAAUCCCCAGCCAUCCUACAAAUGGUUCAAAGAUGGCAUAGAAAUGAAAAAGAGCAAAGAUAUCAGAAUAAAAUAUGGGAAUGGAAAGAAAAUAUCUAGACUUCAGUUCAGUAAAGUGAAAGUUGAAGAUACAGGGGAAUACAGUUGUGAAGCAGAAAAUGUGCUGGGAACAGACAUUUCCACAGGCAGUCUCACCGUCAGGAGUGUAACCACAACUCUGCCUUCUGGGCCUGGACAUACUAGACAAUGCAAUGAAACAGUGAAAUCCUAUUGUGUGAAUGGUGGAGUGUGCUACUACAUUGAGGGCAUAAAUCAGCUGUCAUGCAGAUGUCCAAAUGGAUUCUUCGGACAGAGAUGUUUGGAGAAACUGCCUUUGCGAUUGUACAUGCCAGAUCCUAAGCAAAAAGCUGAGGAGCUGUAUCAGAAGAGAGUUUUAACCAUUACUGGGAUUUGUGUUGCAUUGCUUGUUGUGGGAAUAGUAUGUGUAGUAGCUUACUGUAAAACCAAAAAACAGAGAAAUCAGAUGCACAAUCAUUUGCGGCAAAACAUGUGCCCAGCGCACCAGAACAGGAAUCUAGCGAACGGCCCUAGCCAUCCUCGGCUGGACCCUGAGGAAAUUCAGAUGGCUGAUUAUAUGUCUAAAAAUGUUCCUGCUACUGAGCAUGUCAUAAGAAGAGAAAUAGAGACAACCUUUUCAGGGAGCCAUUCCUGUUCACCAUCACAUCCCUCUUCCACGGGAACUCCAACUUCAAGCCAAAGACAUGAAAGCCACACCUGGAGCUUGGACCGCACAGAAAGCCUCACUUCCGAUUGUCAGUCUGGGAUGAUGUUGUCUUCUGUGGGAACCAGCAAGUGCAACAGUCCUGCCUGUAUGGAAGCUCAUGCUCGGCGGACAGCUUCAUACUCCGUUGAGGAACAGAGGAGGCCAACGAUGCAAUACGGAGAUUCUGUGGAUUCCCUUCGAGACUCACCACAUAGUGAGAGGUAUGUGUCUGCCUUGACCACCCCAGCACGCCUGUCCCCUGUUGACUUCCACUGCUCGGCUUCAGCCCACAUGCCCACCUUUGAAAUCACCUCUCCCAAUUCUGCUCAUGCGGUCUCCCUCCCCCCGGCUGCAUCCAUUAAUUUCCAAGUGGAGGAGCAACAGCCAUUGCUGAGAAGGUACCAGGCCCCUUGUCAGGAUACCCAGAGGUAUGAGACUACUUACUACCAAAGAAGGAACUAUCUGGAUGAGAGCACAGGGAGCUUGCCCUCCAGUCCCUUCCGCAUCACAGAGGAUGAUGAAUAUGAGACAACCCAUGAGUACAUCUCUGCACUAGAACAGCCAAAGAGAACAGGCAGCAGCAGCAGGCGGUGGCGGAGAUCGAAACUGAAUGGCCACCUGUCUCACAGAGGCAGAGUGCUCAGAGACUCCUUUUCAGUAAGUAGUGCCUCAUACAGUGAAUCUGAUGAGGAGCUGAUCGCCGAGAGCACCCCUUUCUUAAGUAGUUGGAACACAGAGGCAACGGACACAGAUUUGUAUCGCUCAGCUGACAACAGAACUUCCUCUUCUUUCAGCAGAUUCAACACACAGGGUGGAAGCCAACACACACACACCAGAUCCAGCCAAGAUUCUGCACCACCUUAGGUGUUACACACUCUUCCUCAUGCCCACUUCCAUGAAUGCAUCAGUACUGAGGAAGACAAUACGACAGAAAAGACAAAUUUUUAUUUUAUAUAUAAAAAUGCAAAAAUAUAACAAAUGAAAUGUUUUAUUUUCAUUUUAGCAAUGAUGUCUUAUAAGAGCUAAUGGCAAAGACCUUUUUGUAAGGAAUCUAUUUAUAUGUAACAUCUUGAUUUACAGCUUCUCAGAAAAACAGAAACGAACAAAAACAUUUUAAACGAUGGGCCAAUUUUUGACUACAAAUCAUUAAAAAAUAUUGUGGUGCCU
Molecule: messenger RNA, 3130 nt
Organism: Candoia aspera
Lineage: Eukaryota; Metazoa; Chordata; Lepidosauria; Squamata; Candoiidae
Gene: NRG2
Product: neuregulin 2
Exons: 13
Coding region: 470-2827 (785 amino acids)
Biological process (GO): nervous system development; intracellular signal transduction; animal organ development
Molecular function (GO): signaling receptor binding
Source: RefSeq, a predicted model, not a curated record